This is a messenger RNA of Lotus japonicus, 2680 nucleotides long. RefSeq lists its product as uncharacterized. The coding region runs from base 796 to 2055 and encodes 419 amino acids. The transcript has 10 exons. The record is from RefSeq and is a predicted model, not a curated record. Lineage: Eukaryota; Viridiplantae; Streptophyta; Magnoliopsida; Fabales; Fabaceae.
CAAUGAUAGUUCACUUCCCCACACUUUCUAUUCCACAUGGUCAUUCUUGCCCCAAAUUCUGCUGAGUCUAUAAUGGCUGAGAUGAGAGUUGAAACACCAUUGGCUGCAAUCUGUAGCACCAACUUCAAUUCCAAUCUCACCAUUCUUCGUCCUAUCAGUCGCCCUUUCAUCAAGGUCCGCGUGACUUCAGUGUGGAGGAUUCCCUUCGUGGCUAACAAUCCAGGAGCAUAUUACUUGGACAUGAUCCUUAUUGAUAGAAUGGGGACCAAGAUACAAGCAUCUGCUUGCAGGAGACAUCCUUUGACUCGCAACAUCCAUCUUGGGAAGGUUUAUAGGAUUAUGAACUUCAGGGUUGUUCCUAACAACACCAUUCGCUUCACAACACAUGAUUUCAGACUUAUAUUCCAUACUUGCACUCAAAUCGUGCAAUCAUUUGACGUCCGUAUUCCUCGACAUGGCUGGUCGUUUGUGAAUACUCCCUUUAUUGCGGCUAACAGGAACAAUAUUCAUCACUUGAUUGAUAUGGUAGGAGUUGUGACUGCUGCUUCAGAUGCCAAGAUGUUUAUCGUUGAAGGAAGAAUGCGCAAGAUGUUAGUUAUUCAGCUUCAGGAUUCAUGGGGUUAGAUUGCUUGUCUCUUAGUUGGGAAUGUAGUUGACAUACUUGCUGAAUACCUUGCUUCCAACUGGACUAGGAGGCCUUUCAUUGUACUACAGUUUGUGAGAGUCAGCAGUUUCAGAGACAAGGUCCUUAUCCAAAGCACACCUGUUGCGUCUAAGCUCCUAAUCGACCCAGACAUGCAGGAAAUUGCUUCUUUAACAGAGAGAAUGCGGAGGUUUGGAAUCAACUACCAUGGCCCUGUAGGGUACAUUCGAACCAGUGAACCAUCCAAUAUCAGAGAUGACAUGCUUGUCAACCAUCCCAAAAAGACUAUCACAGAAAUACUUGAAAUAAAUCUGGCAGGUGUAUUUGUUGUCCACGCUGUGAUCGUCGGAGUGAUUCGUGAUGAGUAUUGGUAUUACCCAUCGUGCCGCUGUUACACUGAACUCAGGUUCAAUGGUCAUAGAUAUGAUUGCCUCAAGUGCGGACGAUCAAUUGGCCAGAUGGUUAAUAGGUUCAGGCUUAGGCUCGAGGUCUUUGACGGUGUUGAAAGCGCCAUAUUCGUUUUACGUGACCCUCAUGCUGAGCAACUAACUGGAUUCACAUGUGAAGAGCUUCUUAACUCCAUUGCUUGUGAGAGGAAAGUAAUCCCUCCUGGUGACAUCCCAUCUGAAAUUGAAGAACAACUUGCUGGAAAAGAGUUAUUGUUUAAAGUUCGCAACAAGGUCGGUAUCAUGAUGGGAAGAGAUGAUUGUUUUGAGGUCAUGAACAUAUGCUCUGAUGCAGAAAUUAUUGAGAUGUUUCAUGGAGAUGAAGUUGUUGUCACACCAAACAAGAAUCUUUUCUUACCACCAUUCACCAAGUUUGAAGAUGCUGAAGAACAUAAGAAGAAUAUCAUAAACCAGAAUGCUGAAUCUUCUGGUUUAGGCACAAGGGAAUCACCUCUCAGAACAGGUCGCAACCUACGAAGGAAACUAUUGAUUGAUUUUUCUUCAGAUGAAGAAGAAGAAGACCCUAAAGAUAAGGCAUGUGAUGUUGAGAUGGUUUCCGAUGAAAAUUCUGCUGGAAUGGAAGUGGAUCAUGUUCCUCUUCGCCAGGAUUCUGAAACUGACAUCAGUCAGAUGGCACAGAAGAUCACUGGCAAUGUUCAUGAAGAAAAGACUACAAAUGUUUGCAAUGUUAGUGUUUCUGUGGUUGGAGGAUUGACUACCAGUUCUGAAUUGUUGGCUGCUGUAGAAGUUAACAACAAUAUGGUCUGUGAAGCUGUUGUCAAGUCUGAGGACAUCAACCAAGGUGAAACUGUUCAGGAAACUACUUUUAUGUUUGAUGCGAACAAAUCUUUGGAGAGUAAAGAUGAAGGUGCAGAUGCUAAUGAUCUUGAUUUCCAUGGUGAUGAGGCUGAAGGCAGUCAUGAUUCUGAGAUAAUUAUUAUCUCGGAUGAUGACAGUGCAGCAUGAAGUUCGCCACCACUGAAUAGAGGAAGGUGCAGGCUUUGUUAAGUCUGCAAUGGACUGCACGAUGUAGGUUGUCUUAUAUAGACAAGAGCCCCCACUUUUUGCUGUUUUUAAUAUCUUUAAUCUUUAUGUAGUUGGUAUUUGGUAUUUCUAUUAUCAGUAGGACUUUUUUGGUGUUGAAUUGGAAGUUGUCACUUUGCUUAUGGCAUAGUUACAUACUCCAAUUUAAUACUCCAAUUUAAUGCUGGUUCACAUAUGGAGCCCAUGUCCUAUUCCUUAGAAGUAUGCAGUAGGACUUUUUUGAUGUUGAAUUGGAAGUUGUCACUUUGCUUAUGGCAUAGUUACAUACUCCAAUUUAAUGCUGAUUCAUAUGUGGAACCCAUGUCCUAUUAAUUAGGAGUAUGCAGUAGGACUUUUUUGAUGUUGAAUUGGAAGUUGUCACUUUGCUUAUGGCAUAGUUACAUACUCCAAUUUAAUGCUGGUUCAUAUAUGGAACCCAUGUCCUAUUCCUUAGGAGUAUGCAGUUCUUUGUAUUGUACUUUGAAGCUCCCACUUGAUAGCAAUGUAUGUAUUAACUAAACUGCUCUAUAUAUCAUACUCCAUUCUAAAAAAAGUAUAGUGUUAAUCU